Messenger RNA from Diversispora eburnea, 2520 nucleotides. The record is from the annotation of a GenBank genome assembly. Lineage: Eukaryota; Fungi; Glomeromycota; Glomeromycetes; Diversisporales; Diversisporaceae.
AUGACGAAUUCAAAUUCUUAUAAUUUGCAAACAUUUCUUGAUAAUCUUGACAAAUUUGUUAGAUUAAAGUCAGUUGAAAAUGAAAAUGAAAGAAAAAAACGUGGAAGACCGCCUAAAAAAGAAAACUCGAAUGUUGUUAAAGAAUUACAAAAGAUACUCCAAACAACACUAUUAAAAAUGUUAAACAAUGAGUUUCAAGAUAUUAAAGAUGUCAGCAAGAAAAUUAUCGAUAUAUUGAAUAAUAUCAUUUUGAUUAUCGUUGAAAGCAAGCUUCUUGAGAAUUUUCAUAAAAAGAAUGAUGAAAAUGAUCAUUGGGAGAAAGUUGCACUUGAUUCAUUUUCAUUGAUCGAAAAAAUCAUACAAAUUAAUGGCGCAGAUCGAGGAGAAUUUGGAAAAUUGUGUCUUAAAUCACUUUCUCAAAUUUUGUUAAAAUCGAAUAUUUCAAUUGACAUUAGAAGAAAUUCUGCGGAUGUCAUAAAUGCUUUGUUAACAGGAUGUAAAGAUAACAAAAAAUUAUUGAGUCAAGAUCAAUUUCUUAAUGUUUUAGAACUUGUUUCAUCUAUGAUAUCAGCAGAGGAUUAUGAACUACAACUUCGUCACUUAGAAAUUCUUUUCCGACUGUGUCCAAGGAUACAAGACAAUCGUGAAAUAUUCGCAAAUAAAGCUUUCUUCGUUUACAGAGAUAUGAUCCCUAAAUUUCUUGAAAUAACUGCCAACGGAUUUUUCGAGGAUUCCAGAAAUUUUUUGAACGCACAAAAUGAGAACAAUGACGGAAUAACUAAUACUCCAAAGACAUUCAGGAUAUCAUGUAUAAUAUAUAAUCAAAAAGAUUUACAUCAUCCCGAGGGUCAGAAUUGGUUUUUUGUGGAUUUUAAUAAAUACACGAUAUCCAUAACAGUUAAGUCAAGAGAGGUAAAACCAACAAAACUUAGAGAACCUUUGAAGCUCAUAGAUCAAAAUUUGUCGAACGAAUAUGUUUUUAAUUUGAUAUUUGACUCACACGAAGAUAAUUGUAUAAAUGAUAUAAAGAGAAUAUUAGAUAAUAGACAAGUGUUUCAGAAGACUCAACAAUCAAAGCAAUCAAAUGAUAUUUUAUCUCUUGAAUUACAUUCAUCGUUCUCUAAAACUGCUGCUAAUUUCGAAAAUAUGUCAAAAUCAUCAAAAUCUUUGGAAACUGUCAAACCACCCAUAUAUGAACGAAACGACUGGAAAAUAAACAACAUUUCAAAAGAAAAUGAAUUACCUAGUUUCCCUAACUUAAUAGAUAUAACAUCGCAGAUGCAUAAUAAUAUUAUAAAUUCACCUGAUAGAAUUCAAACAAAUACAAAAACUCCAUCUUCUUUGUAUUCGUCAUCAUCAUUUUCACCCACAUCAAUAAUGCAAAUUGAUUACGAUUUGGCGAAUUUAAUGCUUGAAAAAAGCAAUGCCGAUAAAAUAUCACUUAAAGAAGAUAAUAUCGAAUUGACGGAAGAAAAUUCAAUAAACUUGACAAAUUAUAAGCAAAGUCUUUGUGAUAAAUGGCAACACGAAGACGAUCAUAUUGAGGAAACUCAAGGUUCAUAUCGAAGACAUAAUGACAUGAAGAGAAUCCAAACUAAAAACUUUAUUUCGAAUCAAAUUCAUAAUGAAGAUACAAGGUAUGACCAGUUUGGAGAAGAAUCGAUGAACUAUGACGACGUCAAAGUUCAACUUCAGCAAAAAUCCGGAAUAACAAAUAUAAAUAAAAUAAAUAAAAGUAUUAUCAGUCUUGAAAAAGAAAAACGGAAAGAUUACGAUGAAAAAGAAUAUCCGAAAUUAGAAAGUGAUAAUUAUCGUGUAAUGAAAAGAGGAAGAAAUAAAUUAAAUAUGGUUAACUAUGACACAAGUGUAGUGAUAAGCGAUGAAGAAGAAUUUUGGAAACCGAGACAAAAUAAUUGUCAGAAUUCAGUUUCUGAUGACAAAAAUGGGAAACAUGAAAGAUUACAAGCAUUGUCAAAGCAUUCAGGAAGCGAUGAUGAUGAUAAAAUUUCAAGACAGGAUGUUAUUAUGGAUAACUAUAUUCUUUGUUCAAGAGAAAGCUCAACCACUAUUGAAGAUAUUAAAUCAUUAUCAACAAAUAACCCUGAAAACAAUAAAGUUCUUAAAGAACGAGAGAACGAACAAAUUUAUAUAACAGAUGAUGAUAAUACCCUAAUCGCAGGUAAUGACCUACCUCAUACAUCCAAUGUUAUUGUUGAUGAAAUUCGGAAAUUUACAGAUGAAAGUUUGGACGAGGAAAUAAGAAAUUUGUUAAAAUUAGUUGGCGAGACUAUCUUUAAACAAUUUCAACAAAAUGACAUUGCAUUGUACCAAACAACCAAGAACAUAAUAAUUAAGAAUGAAAAAAAAUUGUCUAAAGGUUUAGAAAAGCAAUUUGAACGCAACAAUUUUACAUCAAUAGUAUUGGAAUCUCAGCAAAUAUUGACUAAGCUAAAGGAAGAAAAAAUUGAAUUGGAAAAUUUGAGGCUAGAAAUGGGAAGGAUGGAAAUAGAUGAAGAGUAA